This is a messenger RNA of Rhipicephalus sanguineus (brown dog tick), 1267 nucleotides long. RefSeq names its product tissue factor pathway inhibitor-like. The transcript has 7 exons. Lineage: Eukaryota; Metazoa; Arthropoda; Arachnida; Ixodida; Ixodidae. Gene Ontology annotation, molecular function: serine-type endopeptidase inhibitor activity. The coding region runs from base 170 to 1267 and encodes 365 amino acids. The record is from RefSeq and is a predicted model, not a curated record.
AGAAAUAACGAAUGCGCGCGAGAGAGUCGCUGGCUCCGAGGAAAACGCUCUAGGAGUUUGGAGGGUGCCUGGUAGUGGUGAGCGUGCGCGGCGGGAGAGGAGCCUAUAUACAUCGGCCCGAAAGCGUCGAAGAACGGGGCGGGGAACCCCGCUCGGGUCGAGAAGAAGGAUGCAAGCCGUCGUGCAUUGGAUGCUCUCCGUCCUCUUAGCGGGACUCGCCGAGUGCUUGGAGUACGAGACGCUCUGGGGACCAAAGAACCCGCACUCAAAAUGCUACGACGCCGUAGGAUACCACCCGUGUAGAGUGGCGGCAGCAGGUUCGAGGUGGCACUUCGACAUGCACACCAAGAACUGCCUAAAGAGCCAGUUCUGCGCCGAGGACAACAAUAACUUCCACACUAAGACAGAGUGCGAAUACGCCUGUCCAGCUUAUUCAUUCUGUCUAUUCGACAAAGCUGAAGUUCCUUGUGCCAACAGUACUGGGCAAAGUCAGUGGUUUUUUGACCCGUAUACCCAUCGGUGCAAGAAAUCCAUCAACUGUGUCACAGGAGGCAACGCUUUCAUCUCGAGAUCGGAAUGCAUCUCCAAAUGCCGAGCAGUCGAUGUGUGCGAUGCACCGAGACCAGCGGAGAUUUGCGACAGUGGACAACGAACUGUUUGGUACUACGACAAGUCAAGGGGCGCCUGCGUCAAGGACGUCAACUGUCACAACCGAGGCAACAACUUCCCCAGCCUGAAAGAAUGCCAAAGAGUUUGCAUUAGACGUGUGGCACCAGUGCCAAAGCCCAGCAAGGUGUGCUUCACGUUUCCCCCGACGUACGGCUGCGGUCGACUGGCCGAGAGGUGGGUCUACAACCUCGACUCGAAGAUGUGCGAGCGCAUGUUCGUCUGUCCCAAGUCUGGCAACAGUUUCAUCCGGAGGAGCAACUGCGAAUACAGCUGUCCGUCAGAGUCAUUCUGCAGUUUCCCAAAACCGUUCCUGGAUCCGGCUUGCGCCAACUACCCUCCUGCAAAGCACACCUGGUACUACAACCCAGAAACGCGCGAAUGCCGAUUGGGCGCAGCCUGCCACUUGGCUAGGAGCAACGCCUUCCCCACUCGUCAAAGGUGUAGCCGGAUCUGCAGAAGCCGUGACGUCUGUUUUCGAGCCUCCAAACCCGCCUCUAUGUCCAGGAAAGGAGAAGACCGUGUCAUCUACAAUCCUAUCAAACGGAUAUGCGAGAAGUCACAAGGCUGCGAUUUUCGUGGGAACAAUUCCCCACCAUAG